This is a messenger RNA of Eubalaena glacialis (North Atlantic right whale), 422 nucleotides long. It is a transcript of the gene DAPL1, whose product is annotated as death associated protein like 1. The transcript has 4 exons. Gene Ontology annotation, molecular function: death domain binding. Gene Ontology annotation, biological process: cellular response to amino acid starvation; negative regulation of autophagy; apoptotic signaling pathway. Bases 38 to 361 code for a protein of 107 amino acids. The record is from RefSeq and is a predicted model, not a curated record. Lineage: Eukaryota; Metazoa; Chordata; Mammalia; Artiodactyla; Balaenidae.
GCCGGCACUGGCCCUGGCCCUGGCCCUGGCACGCGCUAUGGCAAGUGAAAUGCAAGUCCAGCUCUCCGCAUUGAAAGGGGGGCAUCCUCCUGCAGUAAAAGCUGGAGGAAAGCGAAUUUCCAAAAAACAAGAAAUUGGCAUCUUGGAGAGACACACCAAGAAAACGGGAUUAGAGAAAACAAGUGCCAUUGCAAAUGCUGCCAAAAUACAGACGAUGGAUGCCCUGAACGAUACGCUGGAGAAGCUCAGCCAUAAAUUUCCAGCAAAAAUGCACAUGGCACAUCAAAAACCCAGACCUGCUCUGGAGAAGGUCACUCCACUGAAAAGGAUCUACAUUAUUCAGCAGCCUCGAAAAUGUUAAGCUGGGAUGUAAAACACAGCCAUCUAGCCAACUGCCUCUAAUAUCUGAGAGCUUAGCAGAA